UUGAUUGAUUACUUUGACUCUUGUCAAAGUCAAGUGUAGUGUCAAACAAAAAUAGGAAAAAAAUACAAAUUACAAUGAUAAAAUGGAGAUAUUGUUAAGAAUUUUACCAACUACGCCAGUAAAAUUAACUGCUUCUAGAAUUCUUUUAUGUCAUGUAGCAAAUUAUACCAGAUUGGCUGAGGUUGGAAAACUCGAACAACCGAAGGCAACAGGCAAAUAUGACACGGGACAAUUGAUUUUGCAUAAAGUAUUCGGUUAUCGUGGGGUGAUCCUGUUCCCGUGGUUGGCACGAGUGUACGACAGGGAUGCCACCAACAAGAAGGAGAGCAAAGACUCCUCAGGUAGCUCUGAGGCGUCGGGAGACUCCCUGUCUAACGUGGGCAAGGAAGUCAAGGGCCGAACACAUACAUUCUAUCAAGUCCUAAUUGAUACCAGGGAUGCACCUUACAUACGUGCGCAAACUGAGGCAGUGACUUUCCUUGGCAACCAAGAGUCAAGCCGCAGUCUAUAUGCCAUCCCUGGGCUGGACUAUGUGGCACAUGAUGACAUUAUCCCCUAUACUUCGGUAGAGCGAGUCCCCUUGCAACAUGAGCUAUUUGACAAAUUCCUUAUGCAUAAUGCAGAUAAAGAUCCACCAUUCAUUGCUCAAGAGACUUUGAGAGCAUGGCAGAAGAAGAACCAUCCAUGGCUGGAACUGAGCGACGUGCAUCGGGAGACGACCGAGGGUGUUCGAGUCACCGUCAUUCCAUUUUACAUGGGCAGCCGCGAGUCACAGAAUUCAGCUGUUUAUUGGUGGCGUUACUGUAUCCGGCUGGAGAACCUGGGGUCGCAGGCGGUGCAGCUGCGCGAGCGGCACUGGCGCAUCUUCUCGCUGAGCGGCACGCUGGAGACCGUGCGCGGCCGCGGCGUGGUGGGGCAGGAGCCCGUGCUGGCCCGCCACUCGCCCGCCUUCCAGUACAGCAGCCACGUCUCGCUGCAGGCGCCUAGCGGUCACAUGUGGGGCACAUUCAGAAUGGAACGUGAAGACGGCUACACAUUCGACUGUCGGAUUCCACCGUUUUCGUUGGAGAGUAAACCUGACGAGAGCUCCCCGGCCGCGCCCACCGCCGCCGCGUGACCGCUCUCACACGACGCUACGGUUCUGCCGGCACUUACCGCGACUGACCGGAGACAAAGUGCCUCUACACUUCAUUUGAGUAGGCAUAAACAAUCUUGAUAGAACUUUUUAUAAAAAUACACAUUAAACAAAUAAACUAGGGCUUAAAAUAAUGAUUGAAUUGAUUAAGUUGUUAUUAUUGUAUUUACACUGAUUUUUUGCCGCAUUUUAUUUUUAAAUGAGUUUUCAAAUAAAAAGUUAUAUCAUGUUUGUUUAUCUUUAGUUGAGUGCCUAUUCAAAUGGAGUACAGACGGCGUUUUAAUGUACGCGUAUUCAGCAAACGAUAGUUAAGCGCCUUCAGUCUGUGCUGUUUAUAAGAAAAACUAUAUUUUGACACAAGAUUGAGCACAAGUGCCCACUCCUGUCACGCAGCACAUUCAAAAUGUGUGUACGCGUGUAUUGGAACACCUAGGCAAAAGUUAACUGACAACAUAAACGUCUGUUUUAUUAAUAACUGUGUAGAGUUGUUCUAAGAAAACUGACGGUCAUGUUAUCUGUGCAUUUCCGAGUCUCUCGCGCGUCAGUGGCCUGCUGGAACCGGACAACUCGAAGCAAACCGACUAUAUUACGCGAUCCUAGACAUUGACUAUCCACGGCUCGCCGGGAUGUGAUGAAUAACCUUUGUGAUAUUCUUCAACAGUCAGUCAUAGCCAUCGUUGUUUAUAGAGGAAUGAUCAUAUGCCUGUUAGCUUUAUUUAUUAUGUUGUUGUUGAGCGUAGAUUGAAAUUCUUCGAAAAUAUUCAUUACAUCCUAUGUUUUGUAAAGAAUAAAAUCAUUAGUUAUUUUAAAAUAAUUCCUAGAUCUGUAAUAAAUUACAGUAUUCUGUUUGAAAAGUUA
This is a messenger RNA of Helicoverpa zea (corn earworm), 1993 nucleotides long. RefSeq names its product polymerase delta-interacting protein 2 (gene POLDIP2). Gene Ontology annotation, cellular component: nucleus; mitochondrial nucleoid. The transcript is spliced from 6 exons. Lineage: Eukaryota; Metazoa; Arthropoda; Insecta; Lepidoptera; Noctuidae. Gene Ontology annotation, molecular function: DNA binding. Bases 83 to 1117 code for a protein of 344 amino acids. Gene Ontology annotation, biological process: error-free translesion synthesis. The record is from RefSeq and is a predicted model, not a curated record.